This is a messenger RNA of Striga hermonthica, 1068 nucleotides long. NCBI's taxonomy places the organism in Eukaryota, Viridiplantae, Streptophyta, Magnoliopsida, Lamiales, Orobanchaceae. The record is from the annotation of a GenBank genome assembly.
AUGGACAUCCAAACCGCCGCCCCAUCCUCCGCCGCGAAGACGGCCUUCCUCAUUAUCAACUGCCUCAUACUCGCCGUCGGAAACACCGCCGGGCCGCUGAUCAUGCGCCUCUACUUCAUCCACGGCGGCAAGCGGAUCUGGUUCUCUAGCUGGCUCGAGAGCGGCGGCUUCCCGGUCAUCCUCAUCCCCCUCGCCGCCUGCUACGCUCGCCGCCGCCGUGUAUCCGCCGGCGCCAGGCUUGUCCUCAUGGACCUCCGGUUGUUCGCAGCCGCGGCGGUGAUUGGCGCCCUGACCGGCCUCGACAACUACCUCUUCGCGUACGGCAUCGCGAAGCUCCCGGUCUCCACCUCCACCCUCAUCAUCGCGUCGCAGCUGGCAUUCACGGCGGCAUUCGCGUUCCUCAUUGUGCGGCAGCGGUUCACGGCGUUCUCCGUCAACUCCGUUGUCCUCCUGACUGUGGGCGCCGCCGUGCUGGGGCUCCACACAAAGAGCGAUCGGCCGCCCGGGGAGACGAGCCGGCAGUAUUGGGUGGGGUUCUUCAUGACGGUGGCGGCGUCGGCGCUGUACGGGUUCAUACUGCCGCUGGUGGAGCUGACGUACAAGCGGACGAAGAAGGAGCUGACGUACGCGCUCGUGCUCGAGAUACAGCUAGUAAUGUCUAUCUUCGCCACCGCGUUUUCCACGGUGGGGAUGCUCAUCAACCACGAUUUUCAGGCUCUUGCAGGAGAAGCAAAAGCGUACGGACUAGGGGAGUCGAUAUACUAUGUGGUGGUUGUUUGGGGAGCCAUACUAUGGCAGUGCUUUUUCUUGGGAGCUAUUGGCGUGAUUUUCUACUCGUCUUCACUUGUGGCGGGCAUCGUCAUGACUGUGGUGCUGCCCGUAACUGAAGUAUUGGCCGUCAUUUUCUUCAAAGAGAAGUUCCAAGCUGAGAAGGGCAUAUCUCUGUUCCUCUCCUUGUGGGGUUUCUUUUCCUACUUUUACGGCGACAUAAAACACAACAAAAAGAGAGUUAAAAAUGAGAUCGGUGAUGAGAAUGAGAAUGAAGGAGAAGCCCGGUUGGGUGUUUAA